Messenger RNA from Lottia gigantea (owl limpet), 2637 nucleotides. RefSeq lists its product as hypothetical. Gene Ontology annotation, molecular function: ATP binding; RNA binding. The record is from RefSeq and is a predicted model, not a curated record. Lineage: Eukaryota; Metazoa; Mollusca; Gastropoda; Lottiidae. Gene Ontology annotation, biological process: mRNA splicing, via spliceosome. Gene Ontology annotation, cellular component: intracellular anatomical structure; spliceosomal complex. The transcript is spliced from 2 exons. The coding region runs from base 1 to 2637 and encodes 878 amino acids.
AUGUCAGCUAGACAAAGACAGAUUAAUAAAGAUAUUGAUAUGUGGGAAACAAACCGAAUGUUAAGAAGUGGUGUUGUUACUAAAACUGAUUAUGAUGAAGAUUUUGAAGAAGACAAUGAAGCAAGAGUACAUCUUCUGGUCCAUAAUAUUGUCCCACCUUUCUUAGAUGGUCGUAUUGUAUUUACAAAGCAACCAGAACCAGUUGUUCCAGUUAAAGAUCCCACAUCAGAUAUGGCCAUUGUUUCACGAAAAGGCAGUGCCAUAGUUCGUACUUAUCGUGAACAGAAAGAAAGAAAGAAAUCACAAUUAAAACAAUGGGAAUUAGCUGGCACAAGAAUGGGAGAUAUUCUAGGUGUACAGAAAAAAGAAGAUGAUGUAGAUAAAAAUCCUGAAGGUGAUUUUAAAGCUGAUCAUAAGUUUGCAGAUUUAAUGCAAGAUAAAAAUGAAGCAGUUAGUGAUUUUGCCAAAAGGAAAUCUAUAGCAGCACAGAGAAAAUAUUUACCCAUAUUUGCUGUUAGAAACGAACUAUUGAACAUUAUAAGAGAUAACAGUGUUGUUAUUAUUGUUGGUGAAACUGGUUCAGGAAAAACAACUCAGUUAACUCAAUAUCUUCAUGAAGAUGGUUAUACCAAAUUUGGAUUGGUUGGAUGUACUCAACCUCGGCGAGUUGCUGCCAUGUCAGUUGCUAAAAGAGUUUCAGAAGAGAUGGGUGUAAAUUUAGGAGAGGAAGUAGGUUAUGCUAUCCGUUUUGAAGACUGUACAAAUGAGAAUACAAUAAUAAAAUACAUGACUGAUGGUAUUUUAUUGAGAGAAUCUUUACGUGAAUCAGAUCUAGAUCAUUACAGUGCUAUUAUUAUGGAUGAAGCUCAUGAAAGAUCUUUAAAUACUGAUGUCCUGUUUGGUUUAUUAAGGGAUGUGGUAUCUAGGAGACAGGACUUAAAAUUGAUAGUAACUUCUGCUACAAUGGAUGCCACAAAAUUUUCAAACUUUUUUGGCAAUGUUGCAAUAUUUAACAUCCCUGGUAGAACUUUUCCUGUAGACGUAAUGUUCAGUAAAAAUCCCGUGGAAGAUUAUGUUGAUUGUUCUGUAAAACAGGCAUUACAAGUUCAUCUUCAGGGAUUAGAGGGUGAUAUGUUGAUAUUUAUGCCUGGUCAAGAAGAUAUUGAGAUCACUUGUGAAUUAUUAGCUGAAAGAUUGGAUGAUUUAGAUGAUGCUCCACCACUAGCCAUAUUACCAAUUUACUCUCAGUUACCAAGCGAUUUACAAGCCAAAAUCUUUCAAAAAGCCCCUGAUGGUGUAAGGAAAUGUAUAGUUGCUACCAAUAUUGCUGAGACCUCAUUAACUGUAGAUGGUAUUAUGUUUGUUAUUGAUGCAGGCUAUUGUAAAUUAAAGGUGUACAAUCCUAAAAUUGGUAUGGAUGCUCUACAAAUAUACCCAAUAUCUCAGGCCAAUGCCAACCAAAGGUCUGGGCGUGCUGGUCGUACUGGACCUGGUCAGUGUUAUAGACUCUAUACACAUAGGCAAUAUAAAGAUGAAUUAUUAGCUUGUACUGUUCCAGAAAUACAAAGGACUAAUUUAGCUAAUGUUGUUUUGUUGUUGAAGUCUCUGGGUGUUCAAGAUCUUUUACAAUUUCAUUUCAUGGAUCCUCCACCUCAAGACAAUAUCAUGAAUUCAAUGUAUCAGUUAUGGAUUCUUGGUGCAUUAGAUAACACUGGCUCUCUAACUCCCAUGGGUCGCCAAAUGGUAGAAUUCCCAUUAGAUCCAGCUCUAUCCAAAAUGGUUAUUGUUUCCCUAGAUAUGGAAUGUAGUGCUGAAAUAUUGACAAUAGUAUCUAUGUUGUCAGUGCCUACCAUAUUUUAUAGACCUAAAGGUCGUGAAGAAGAUUCAGAUUCUGCUCGUGAAAAGUUUCAGGUUCCAGAGAGUGACCAUUUAACAUACCUAAAUGUUUACCAACAAUGGAAAAGAAAUGGUUAUUCUUCCAAUUGGUGUAAUGAACAUUUUAUUCAUAUUAAAGCUAUGAGAAAAGUACGGGAAGUUCGACAACAAUUAAAAGAAAUUAUGGACUCACAGAAAAUGGAAUUAAUAUCUUGUGGUAAUGAGUGGGAUAUUGUACGUAAAUCUAUUUGUUCAGCUUAUUUUCACCAAGCUGCUAGAUUAAAAGGACUUGGUGAAUAUGUUAAUUGUAGAACUGGUAUGCCCUGCCAUCUGCAUCCUACUAGUGCUCUGUUUGGUAUGGGAUACACUCCAGACUAUAUUGUUUAUCAUGAACUAGUUAUGACUUCUAAAGAAUACAUGCAAUGUGUUACAUCUGUAGAUGGACAAUGGCUGGCUGAAUUGGGGCCUAUGUUUUAUAGUAUUAAGGAUGCUAGUAAGACCAGAGUAGAAAGAAAGAAACAGGCUUUAAAUGAGAUGAUUGAAAUGGAAGAAGAAAUGAAGAGAGCUGAUGAACUAAUCAAAGCUAGGAAAGAACAGGCUGUUCAAGCUGCCAUCUCCAGUCAUAGAAGUCAAAUAGCAACUCCUGGUAGACGGAAGCCUGGAACGCCUGCUUCAACUCCUCGACGUACACCAGCAAAAUUUGGCUUACUGAUUAAUCUCAUUGGUAAGAUCAGUCUGAAGUCUACAACUGGAACAUUUUGA